This is a messenger RNA of Dermacentor silvarum, 12885 nucleotides long. Its product is annotated as vesicular glutamate transporter 1. The record is from RefSeq and is a predicted model, not a curated record. Lineage: Eukaryota; Metazoa; Arthropoda; Arachnida; Ixodida; Ixodidae. Gene Ontology annotation, molecular function: neurotransmitter transmembrane transporter activity; L-glutamate transmembrane transporter activity. The transcript has 15 exons. Gene Ontology annotation, biological process: neurotransmitter loading into synaptic vesicle; regulation of synapse structure or activity; transmembrane transport. Bases 623 to 2443 code for a protein of 606 amino acids. Gene Ontology annotation, cellular component: excitatory synapse; synaptic vesicle membrane.
UCGACUCCGGUCGCGCUGUCUUCGGUCCGCCGGCGCCGUACGACCGACCGACCGGCUUAGCGCGGGCCGCGAUCCUUCGCUCGCCAAGAGCGGAUCAAGAAGCCGCGGCGGCCUGUGCCACCCGCCUGCCUCGUGCCCAUCAGACUGUCCAUAGGUGCUAUAGUCCUCUGAGAGAACACUCGUAGAAAAAAAACUGAUCAGAACUCGAGGGACGCAGCCGGCGGGCCGAGCCUCCCGAUGCCGUCGCCGGUGCUCGGACCGGGUCCCACCGUAGUCAUUCCGCAGCGCCGCUAAUCGCCGCCAGAGAGGACGGUAGGGACGAAGACGACCACCGACCGGGCCGUCAUCCUCAAUGGAAGCGUCGACGCGUCUAGGAGAACUCUGAGCCGCCACGGUGAGGGCGGGUGGUGGCGGCGGGUUGUCUAGUUUUUGCUGUCUCGAGAUUGGCCCCUUGGCUUCGAAUCGAGAACCCGGAGCCUGUCAGUCAAAGCCUGACCCGGAAGAAGAAGACCGAAAUAACAGAGACGAGCAAGGCCGUCCCAUCGCGGGUUUCUUGGCGGCCAUCUAGGAAAGCUUCGACGUUCGUCUUGUAAGUGGUUGACUAGCAACAGACAAGGCCAAGAUGCCUCUGGGGGUCGGAAGAGGAAACCUUUUCGACCAGGGCAUGAACGGACCUGGACGGCUGCCCGAUGGUGCGGGCGAGUCACUGGAGAUGCCGACCAUCAAGGCACUCAAAAACCUGCCACCACCAGACCUGGUCAAGCGCCUGAAAAAGCAGGAGGACGAGAAGGGCUUCAUGAAGCAUGACGAGCUCCAGGAGGAGUACUACGAGAGCACGGGGGUCGUGCCUGGCGGAGAGCCGGGCGCCGAAGGCGGCAAAAGCUGGCGCCGGCUGCUGGAGCCCAACUGCCCGUGCUGCGACAUCUCCAAGCGACUCACUGUGGCUCUGCUCAGCUCCAUAGGGUUCCUCAUCUCGUUCGGCAUCCGCUGCAACAUGGGCGUCGCCAUCGUCAAGAUGACUGCGAACAACUCGGAAACAAUGAAAGCCGAGUUCGACUGGUCCCCUGAGACCAUCGGCGUGAUCGACUCGUCUUUCUUCUGGGGCUACCUCAUCACACAGGUGCCCGGAGGAUUUCUCGCAGCCAAAUACCCCGCAAACAGGGUUUUUGGCACCGCAAUAGCCGUGUCAGCGUUCCUCAACAUGCUCAUUCCUGGAGCGGCCAAAAUUGGCUUCACAAUGGUCAUGAUGGUCCGGAUUCUCCAGGGUCUCGUUGAGGGCGUGACAUAUCCGGCGUGCCACGGUAUCUGGAGACAUUGGGCGCCGCCCCUGGAGAGGAGUCGUCUGGCAACGCUAGCCUUCUGCGGCUCGUACGCCGGUGCCGUCGUCGGUAUGCCCCUUUCGGGCAUCCUCACCGACUACGUAGGAUGGCAAGCCUGCUUCUAUUUCUACGGCGUGUUCGGCGCCAUAUGGUACGUCUUCUGGCUGUGGCUCUCGUUCGAGAAGCCCAGCAGGCAUCCGACCAUCACCCAGGCGGAGCUCAUCUACAUCGAGAACAGCCUUGGGCAGGUCACUCAGACGGCACCCACGUUGAAGUCGACUCCGUGGAAAAACAUCUUCAUGUCGCUACCAGUGUAUGCCAUCAUCGUGGCUAACUUCUGUCGCAGCUGGACCUUCUACCUGCUCAUCAUAUCGCAGCCCAUGUACUUCGGACAGGUCUUCCACUUCGAAGUGGACAAGUCGGGUCUCGUGGGCGCCCUGCCGCACCUGUGCAUGACCCUUGUCGUGCCCCUGGGAGGCCAGCUGGCCGACUACCUGCGAACGCGCCAGAUACUCAGCACCACGUCUGUCAGAAAGAUCUUCAACUGUGGAGGCUUCGGCAUGGAGGCCGUGUUCCUCCUGGUGGUGGGCUACACCCGAAGCACACCCGUAGCCAUCUCAGCGCUGACACUGGCCGUGGGAUUCAGCGGUUUCGCCAUAUCAGGUUUCAACGUGAACCACCUGGACAUCGCCCCUCGGUACGCAAGUAUCUUGAUGGGGCUGUCGAACGGCGUCGGCACACUGGCCGGCAUGCUCUGUCCCAUUGUGGUGGAGUACAUCACUGAUAAGAAGAUCCACGGCGGUGACGACGCGUCCCGCUGGGAAAAAGUGUUCCUGAUUGCCAGCCUGAUCCACUUCGGUGGCGUCAUCUUCUACGGCAUCUUCGCAUCGGGAGAGAAGCAGCCGUGGGCGGAGCCUCCGCGCGAGGAAGAAGGACCCUCGUGGAAUCCGCUCGAGAACGCCUUUAAGGAGGACUCGACAGCGAACAGUGGGACGCAGCAGCAGUCCUUCCAGCGCCAGACAUCUUACGGCGCCACGGCCGAAACAAACUUCCCCGUGUACGAAACCCGCGAAGAACGUGUCCAGGAGCCGUCCCGGGACGCGUACGACCAGAGGGACUUCUAGCCGGAGAAGAAUAAAGGCGGACGGGUACUGCGAAGACGUGGGCGGAGACGUCGAGCUGCCGCCGAGUCGAACACGAACGGCAAGGAGGGAGGACGACGACAAGCAGGACAAAGAAUGGAGGAAACCGCGGGCGCCAGCGGGAUGCCGUCGGCGACAAGAGAGACGACACGCAAGUGGCGACGACACGACGUCCCGCCACGACGCGACCACCGCGGUCGUCCGCCAGGAACGACGACGUCCAGCACGGAGGCAAAAGCCGAUGGUGACGACCGACAAAAAGCAAGGACAGCGCACACGCCGCGCGAAGCUGCGGCCUUUUUUCGUAACCCGCCGCGUUCAAUGAGUUUGGUUCUGUCCUUCCAUCCUUAGUUUCCUUUUAUCUCUCGCCAGCGAGGCGAAACGCAGACAGCGCCGGCGGGGAAAAAGAAAAAGAAAUCGCGUGAUAGUGAACAAAAAAAUCCCGAGUUGACCUGCCCACAGCUACGUAUACUCCGCCUCACUGAUUCCGUGCAAUGCAGCGAAACUCGCCAGCCAGUCGCGAGUGAGGAAACCGGCUGUGUGCACUGGGGGAGUACGAAAGCUCGUCUACUGUUCGCCACUGUGAACAGUGCUCCUCGCAGACGCCCGCUCGGUCCGGUUGACCUCUGAAAUUGCAGCGAAGCUCUUGUGGCUUUCUGCAGUUUCGAUGCGCCAAGCUGUGGUUCCAAGAUCUUGCUCAACGCACUCCGACUCUUCGCAGCUGUUGAAUUCACCAGUUCGGCUGUUCUGAUUGGCUCGAAGGUCGGUCACACCCUCUCUGAUCAGCUCAAAGAAAGGCAUUUCGACAGCAUGGCAGAAUUCGGCACGGUAGGAUUAGAGGCCGGCAAGGCAAGAACCGAACAUAUUUCACUACGCCGUACGAAAUUGGUGAGACGGAGUACGUGUAGAUAUCAGUUCGGCUCGGCGGGCCGUUACGGUUGAUUUAAACUCGGAAUUGUUAUCACAACGUAACGACGUGUGUGCAAGCUACGAUAUACGAAAAAAAAAUGAAGUGACUUACAAGCAGGCCCAGGAACCAAAUGUACCGUACGAUUUCUCUCCGUUAUUUCGAUAUUGAACAAAACAUGUAACACUGAUGCGAAUAUUGGAAGUUGUCGAGUGGUGGCGUGCAAUCUUGGCGUUCGAAACGCUGCGUUACGUUACUUCAGCGCCUAAUGCACUUCGACACUGCUUAUCUUGCGAAGCCCUAGACUCGCAUGACGCGUUCACACUGUACGUACAAGCGAUUCGUCAGAAAACGAAAGAAAUUUUCUUCUCUUCUCCCGGUUCGAGGUCUAAUUUGCGAUAUAAGUUCAAAUGUUUCUUUUUAGUCGAGUAAUAGCGGUCAACCAAUGUGAAUUGUUUUCUACUUAUCCGAACUACACGAUAUCGCCUCGAUGUGCGCAGCAUUUCAACAUCCGAGUCCGUGCUUCGUUCAUGCACGUUACGCAAUGCGAUAAAACUAAAACUAUAACUCCAGUGUGAAGCGGCCCGGUUAGUAUUUUAUAUUUCAUACCUUAAACGACAUUCAAGCACGCUGUUCAUCAUUACUAUACUUUCAGUUCUAGCUAGCAAAUGAGAAGGGGGAAAAAUUCGGUAGGACGUUGAUUAUCGCAUGAAUGUCGCCGAGCCGAGAAUCAGUUGGCAAGAAUGAUAUAUUUUGAAAGGAAAAUCGAAAAAAAAAAAACGUUUCCUAAAAGGAAACUGAUAGUGCCAUGAUGGCAGCCUGUAGCUACCGCGCGUAACGAUGUCGUUGACUGGGAGAGAAAAAAUGAAGAAAAAUAAUAAACAGGCUGGUAGGACGUACAGUAAAUAACUGCUAUAGGAACGGUCGUGCCGCCGCUCACCAGUUUAAAAAAAAAAGGUUUUUUCCAUCCCUCCGGGCUCCGUUUCCAAGGUCUCACCGCUCUUUAGCGCCAAGAGCUGAAAAGCACCAGCGUUUGGGCAAAGGAAAAUGGAAAGAAAUAACGACAGUGGUUAUGCCAUCACUGACCUCCUUCCAACCCGGCGUGAAACGUGAUGGCAGCGGCUGCCUCUAUAUAUAGAACCGCUGACGUCGCCAUCGCUGCUCACGGCAAGAGAGUCGGAAGCGUUGGUUUUUUUUUUUUUUUUUUUUUUUAUUUUAAAUCCGCGCUACGACCCAGCGUCGCUUUGUGCGUCCGCUUCGUUUUACGCAGACCCUGCUGUUGCAUGCAGCGCAAAUGAAAGCAUUUCGGGGUGUAAUCGCAGGUCACUUUUUUUUUUUCCUUCGUAUGCUUUCUUUCAACUCGGUUCAAACUGUCUCGUCGUGGCGCAACUUUGUCAUUUAUAGCCUCGAUAACCAAGCAACAUAAAGUGGACCGAGUUAAAGAAAUAAAUAAACGAAGAUAAUGACAUGCGCAAGACUCUCUUACCAAACGCGCCCGGCAAUCACAGUAGCGAUCAACAAAGGAACUACGCUCUAAAUUUUUUUAAUGAACAUUACGUGAGCGCAGAGGUGUUCCAUUCGUCAUAAGAGGGCGUUAGAAGUGCAAUUUCUCACUAACGUUUACGCACCAGGCAGCGAUGCCAGGUAGGGACAGCUGCCGAAAACGGUCAUUCAAAAAUCCAGAAAAAGAUAAAGUUACGCGUGCACAGGCGAAAUUCUAAAGCGAGGAAAAACUGUAGAGUGUCCAAACGACAAAGCGCACUUCGACAAGCGCUAAAGGGGAAAAAAAUAAAAAGAAACCAACAAAGACGAUGCUACUGCGGGCGAAAAACAAACAAAAAAAAAACAGGAAGGGUUUAAGGGGGAAACGUAAGAAUGUGAAAACGAACAGCUUAGACAUCUAGCGCGUAGGCCCAGACAGAAAAGACAAAUAAAUGAAAGAACUGAAUUCGUGAGCUUUUGCGACGUGGUGUAGAGGCAGCCGGUGCGGGUCACAGCGCAGCGAAUGCGUAUACCCGGUGUGUGGAGUUCUCCCCCUCGGUUUCCCGUAGCUUAGACUCGUGUACAUAACUAACUGCUUCGAUGUCAGCAUGGCCGUACCACGAUACCACAAAGCAAUAUAGCGUCCGAACGGCUCCCGCGGAAACGAAAGCAGACGCAUACAAGCAGGGCGUGACCGGGUCAACUAUCUCACUCUCUCUCCCCCCACCUCUGUAAACGGUCGAAGCAAGCAGGUGAGGAGGCGGAGAAGAUCGGUGGUGUCUGGAAUGCACGAGCCGUGUCUCACCCGAUGAGGAUAUAACACUGAUGUUGACGCUACUACUGCUGUUUUGCUGAAGCUGUGCGAGACGUGUGCAAGACACGAUGACCCGACUGGCAGCGUGGGUCAGUAGUUGUGUCGCACUGCUGAAGCCGCGUGUGAAAUCGUGUGUCUCGAAAUAUCGUUCUUGACGCUCGCAGUGUCUGACUGUAUGCUUUGAUGUGUGCUGCCCGAAGGGUGGCGCGGGUUUCUCCUGAAGCGAAUUCCCGCUUUCGGCGCUUCCGUUUGUCGUGCGGGCGGCUGAUUCCGUUAAGGGUAGUAGUGGCACGACCGCUCGGUGUUGGUGGGUAUGUGCUCUGAGGGCGAAUGAAUUGCCCCGUUGCAAUCAUCCUGCUCAGCUAAAGUGUUUACCCGGAAUCCAAAAUUUUCGGCAGCGUAAGCAAAGUACAGCUUUGUUUGAACGUUAAACGUUUUCGCCGCGCCAUCGGGAUUACCUUUAUAGACGGUAACGACGCUGCCGUUUUCGAUAUCACCGCCCAUAGUCAGCAAAGAGGCAAGCAGGCGGGACAUGGCUUCAGGGUGACCCAUUCCGAGCGCCUGAACUCAUGUUGCAGUAUGUGGUUCGUAUGCACUCGGUCGUGUCCGGGCGGUGCUACAACUACAGAGACUCCCGACGAGUCCGUCUACGCCCCGAAGAAUGCCUGAACCGAAUCGUUGCGUAAGACAAGCUCAUCGUUCGCACUUGUUCGUCGCUGGUUGUUGCUGCUGCGGCAGCCCGCCAAGUGUUGACGGUCUCUACACAUUGCUCUGAUCUCUGCGAAUGUGAUGCCGGUGCAACAGGCCCGGUGCUGCGGAGCUUGAUGCAAGGUGCAACAAACACAUUCUUAUUCUUUUUUUUUUUUUUUCACUUUGUUCUCAAAUUGCGUCGUCCACCACCACACUUCUCUCACUGAAACUAGUUUUCCAACAGAUUCUACUACUGCAUAUAUAAUGCCCUUUUACUCCCCACCCCCUUUCCCCCAGUUUACGUCAUCUAUCAUAGCUUGCGCGUGAUCAUCACACGUGCACCUGUCCUCCCUUCUUUCUCUCUCUCUCUCUCUAGACCUUGGUACGGUGAGGACAGGGGAGAAAAGGAGCGAUUCUAAUAAGUGUCGUAUCUUAGAUAGCAGGCAAUCUCACUGUGGCCCACACGUAUUCAAAGGUCAAAAGGGGACAGCAGUGCGCAGCGUUCGACUUUCAACCACAGUGCAUUCCCCAACGCAGUUGAAAUUCCGGCGUUAUGCCGUCGUGUGGUUCGAUCCUUUCGUGUCUGUAGGUAUACGCGAGUGCUGCCGCCGACUUCUCACAACGCGUGAAGUUGGUGUCUUGUGGAUGAUAGCAGUCGUCUGCUGCCUAUGACAAUAUAUGGCCAGCCAGAACUCCUCAUCAGCCGUUUAGAGAUUUUUUUUUUUUUUUGUUACUCCUUGCUUGAAUUGCAAAAACGAAGGAACUAGACAAGGACGUUCGUGACGUUGGUGGCAAAGGAAGGCAACAUAUGGUAUCCAGAUUCGAUAAACGGCCUAUACCGGUGAAAAGCCGAGUGUCCGAACUGCAGCCUGACACGUCUUUGCCGCGUGGUUAAAAAAAAGAAAAAAGGGCAAAUACGUCUGGAAUCGAAUUCCCCGAAUCCAAACCUCCCGCAACCUCAACAGAGAACGAAAAACAUAUGCUUGUGACAAACACGGGACAAACGCGCAACGAGGACAGUAAAUGUUUAGACAUACAUUACAGGUUUGUUUCAAAACCCGAAGCGAACGUGUUUCUAUUUCUGCACGAACUCAGCCAACUGCGCUUUGGUUUAUCUGUAUGCGUAGCGGCUAUAGUACAUCAUCUCGUCGGCACUUUGGAGCGAGUGUUGCGAAACUUUGCCUUUAGACAUUACACCUGCUGCGCCCUAGCUGGUAUCGAUUUUAUACUAACCGCUUUUCAAGGAUCAUUAGCAACGGCUAUUCUAUACUGUACUAGUGGAAGCCUUCCGCUCUGCCCGAAUUAAAGCACCGCACAUAUAGCUGAGGCCGGAAAUAACUUACAGACAAUUGUGGAAGAGGGUCGCCAUUGGAGACCUGCACUCCAUACAAAUGUCGAUUGUUGUCCUUGAUUUUAAGUAACAUACAUCCCCUGUUUUUUUUUUUUUUUCGUUUUUUUUUUUUCUUUAUGGAAAAUUUGGCUAAGUCUACGAGACUCGAGGUCUAUCGAAACUCGGACUAGCGUUUUAGUGCUCAAUAUUAACCACGAGAUGUGUAGGAUUUCCAUUGAUUCGAGACGCUUCUACGCAACAUCACGUAAGGGGCCCUUUAAUGGAGUAAGGAUAAUCGUUUGAGCUGUCGAUUAUCGUGCUCUUCGGCUUUCCAGGGCUAUGUUAAUGACACCCUUAACAAGUUCUUCAGCAUCACGCCUUCCGUUACCAGAUACUGACCAUUUGACCAAAUUCGUCAACCUGACAGUCUGCACCACCGAUCUCACCACGCUGUGCGAGUGCAGUAGCAGCAGGAGCCACUGGCACAGUAGAACGAAGCCUCAAAACUGAGCUUAUAGCACAGUAGUAGCCUUUCGUUGUUGCCCGUGCUGUUGGCAACAGCCACAUAGCCACUUUAUAUCGCAUAGCCACUUUACAUAUGCAGUUAGAGAGAGAGGAGGUAUCUGUGAUAACACGGCCGCGGCUGUUGCACAUACGGUUAUUGUCCGCGCGCACAGAAUACUCAUCCACACCCGCACAUGUAUGCACCACGAUCCGACUGUCCGAGCUAGUAGUGUCUUGUCAAGUCCACGUGACGUAAACGGCGUCGCGUGCCCCUUAACGGUAAAGCGUCCUCUGCACGUGGGAGUCCACCGACCGAGCGCGGUGUGUUCUUGUGCAUUAGUUAUCACCGCACGCUCUAUUGUGUUGAGUGUGUAUACGUACACGUGAGUGCGUGUGUGUGUGCGUGCGCGCGCGCGCGCUAUUAUAUAGGGCGUGUCUGUUCGAUGUUUCUUGCACCAGCACACUUGUCGAGCCUCAGAUACGGUGAGGUGUGACGGCCUACCUCGUACGUGGUCACGACACAUGACGAAGCACAACUCCCAGCACAGUCUGUACAUACCAGCGGCAGGUUAUAGACAACGCGGCGACGUGGCGCAAUCUGGGAACACGUAUGUACUGCACGUUCGCAGUGCCCUGGCCAGUGAGACGCAUGUAAGCCGAUAACGUGGCUUUUUCUUCUUUCUUCUUCUUUCUGGGGUUUUACGUGCCAAAACCAUUUCUGAUUAUGAGGCACGCCGUAGUGGAGGGCUCCGGAUUAAUUUUGACCACCUGGGGUUCUUUAACGUAUACUAUAGCGCAAGCACACGGGCCUUUUUGCAUUUAACCUCCACCGAAAUGCCGCCGCCGCGGCCGGGAUACCAUCCCACGUCGCUUCCAGAACUGCUGAGGCUAUGAGAAGGCUUCCGGACAGGGUUUCAGUUCUAAUGCUACGGCAGGUCCGCCAUAGCUCACACAUGCAGAAGACGUUACAUUAAAUAUUCACUGCUAGCUUCGUUGAACCAUAUGGUCCAGCCGUACGAGCCUCAACUAGCUGGCGUCCGCGUCUGGAGCAAACACACGAUAUCUUUCAAUGACCACUGAACCCAAAGCCAAUAGAGCAAGCGGCGUGGCCCCUAGUUUUUUCGUACCUUAAAGCCCCUUAUCGUACCCACGCCACUUGCGCCCCCUAUAUAAUCUAAAAAUCUCUACUGAAAUUCGCGUGUGCCUAAUUGGCUCCCUUGUUCGAGCUCGCGGACGGGAGCCAAUGGGGCUCGCGGACUUCAAUUAUCUUUGAUUUCAAAAUCAACAGUCGUAGAAAGCGACCGCGUGACUGCGGUAGUCGCAUCAGCCUGGCAGGCUGCUGCAAACGGGUUUUGCGUUAAAUCUUCGGUGUAAUUCUUAUUAGCUGUUCGCGCGCACAGUAUGGCGUAUCACGCCAUACUGUUUAGCGAACUAUAACUGGCCGCACACGUCCGUGAGCCCAGAUUGCGCGCCGCGCCUCCCAUACUAAUAGUGUUCGUAGACCAAAGCUGUGUAGGUAGCGGUGUGAUUGUGAAACAUGUAAUCAUCGAACGGGCGCUGCAGGGCUCUCGGCCCGGAUCAAAACCCGGUGCUCGCGGCGGCGGGGAGCCGCAAUUCAGUUCGUCCCGCGCCUCGAAUUAACCGACUGCUCCGAUCCGGUCCGGGGCCGCUGCAGCCCCGUGUCUCAGUGGCAGUGCUCCGCAGCGAUCGGCAACCCGCCCAAUCGGCUCGCGGAGAGGACACGUACACACGACCCACAAGUCUUUCAAUCUCGCUCUCGCUAGAAUAUCCGCUUCUACCACGCGCAAGCUUCCGGGUGCUAGAAGACGGCGUAUUUGUAGUCGGAGUCGGUCGGUUACAUGGCCGGCCGUUUGCCCCGCCCCAAUUAUGGCGUGAUAUGUUCGUUGAUGACGUUGCGUUUCCUUCGUCUCGUUAACCCCCUUGCACUGACUUGCCACGAGUUGUGCCAGACUUGCCAACGUUGGAGGCUGUCACUCGUCCACACCGCAGACAUAUACGCCAGGGCAUAAAGAUUCUUUCGCGACGUCGCUAAUGUCACUACUGAUUUAGGUGUUGCAAACACGCGACGGACAAAAACGCCCGUGACGUAUCCAUGUAUCAGAAGCUGCAAAACGUAUCUUUUAGCGUUGGUAAUUUAGCGCAAGAGUCGCGAAAAUGCGUCAAUGGACAUCAACUAACUAAGGUAAUUAAAUACUUAGGUAUUUUAUCCUAAAAGGGAUAUAUGCGCCUCCGUCUGUAAAGCUUUUUAAUGGGUCAUCUGGGUGGGGGUGUCAAAGCUGCUUUUCUAUGGAAAGUAAAAUCUUGAUAUCUAAUGUAUCGUUUUGGAAAAUUGGGUAGUUGCUUUCCUUUUUUCACAUUCUGACUGUGGAACCAACGCCGCAGAAUGUACUUUAAGGCUAUAGUUUUAAAAAUGUCUCGGAAGAGGUCUAGGAAGGAUUAAAACACAAAAUGACAAAACUCCGAGCAAAUCGAUCAUCACCAUCACUUAGAGACUUAUCGCUAAAAAUGGACUGUUUUGGGCCGCGACCAGACGACUGUACAACAGAAUAGUUAGAGUAGUGGUCUUUUGGAGUUCCACAUGCCACACCACUGUUACACCCAACGAAAGCCCAUUAGUCCCAUUUUAAAUUUGUUUCUCUGUAAACGACAGUAUGUCAAGCAUUCUAAUUCUUAGGUGGGAAUUUCACAAUUCACAUUCGUUAUUGUAUAGUGAACAGCAAAGCCGUUUCCAAAAAGAAAAAGAAAAUUGUUGCAACCCUUGUUGGCAAGUCUGUCAAGCUCUAUGCGCUGCUGUUCGUGUUUCCAAAACCUUUUGCCAUACAAAAAGAAAGAAAGAUAAUAACGCCACGGAAAACAAAUAUGCUGCCACAGGACUUACUUGUGCUCUCAAACACAACAGUUUUCCAUCAAGCAUUUCCCGUAACAUUUCAUACACUACGCUAACUCAACUCGUUUCACACAGCGUGCAACUCCACAUCAGGUACAUGCAGGUUCACAACAUUUCCGCACUUCCCGCAGUAAUCACAGCAAAUCUUACUGUUAUUUAAAAGAUGCAAGCAUUGUUGUCAGGUAAGCACUUCCUGAAACCCAAUGCAGAAUCUGCAUCAGUGUGAUCAAAGCACAAACAAACCAGUGGCUUUAGCAUAGCAUUCUCCCACGGCAAACAUUCCAUUGUGUCCCACCCACCCUGCAUCAGAACCCCGGCACAGUUGUUUGUCAGGUGCUUACCGUGCAGCGUCAAGUGUGUCUCGUUGGUCCUUGCUUCUUAUCUAUGUUAACUGUUAGUUCCCAUAUUUGUCAAGCUAGCCGCAGCGAAGGUCAGUUAGUGCGCGAUAAACUGCCUUGUCUUUUUGAUAGAUUUACCGCUAGUGGAAGGAUAUGGUGUGUCUGGUUAGAUGUGAGCAGUCGUGCAUGCGAUGCGAGUGGCUCAUCCGAGCUUGCCUUCUCAAGAGCAAAAGAAGCAAAUCUCAUCCUCGCUAAGCCAAGAUCAGUCCAGGAACAUGUAGACCUCAGUUGCGAAGAGGAAGGCAACUUUGCUGUUUCUGUGUUUUGUCAUCCGUGUGUCAUGACUUUAGCCUGUGAAGAACUUGACUUCAGCUCAUCGAGGACAACUGUUAUAUAAACUGUAAAUACUACCCACGCACGUAGCUGUAGUAGAUGUUGUACAAGCAGUAAUUAACAUUGUAAUCUGUACAGCAUUGACAUUGCCUUUUGUCAUUCAAUACGCAAGUCUCAAGCAUAUGACCAAGACAAAAAUGCACUGCAAAUUUCCCGUAGCAAAAAACCGAGAUGAUUCAAGAAUUUGUUUUCAUUGGACAUGGGAGUCCUGUACUCGCAUGGUGAACACAACUCAAUAGCCCACUUGCCACCAACGUCAAAAUAGUUCUCCAAACCAGAAUUUGCACCUUGCAGCAAGCUUCUGUGCACUGCAACCUCUGCAAUUCCGCAUACUCGCACCCGACAAGCAACCCUUCUCUCAACAAUCAAACCAGGCAACAGGUGAAGGAAUAUUUAAAUGCCGAUACACACCCGUGCAAUUCAGAUACCACCAUCAAGGCCACUAAGUAAUAACCAACUGUCAAGACAGUUAACAGCCUGAACUAACUAGUCUAAGUAAUAAGUCACAGCUAAAAAAAAUACUAUAUAUAUAUAUAUAUGUGUGUGUGUGCAUGAUAAAAUGUUUUUUUUUUUUCCUUCUCUCAUGCUGCGCAACAUGGUUGUUACGAAACACAUCAAAAUAAUGUGAUAAUGUGAGUGUACUAUCUACUAACUGCAAAUGUCUGAGUGUUAAUUUUAUGUGUACAUCUGCUGUAUAUACGGUACUCUUGGUCAUUACUACGAUUCAUCUAUGAACGUUUUUCUCUCUUAGUGGAACAUAUUAGCCGCGGUCUGGACCGCCACAUUGUCUCGUAUUUUGGACUUUGGCUUUUUUUUUUAUGCUGUCCCUAGGAGAGAUGUUUCUUGUAAAUGUGCCCCCAUUGUUAUUAUGUCAUGUUUGAUUCUACAAGGUCUGUUGAAGCAAAUUGUAUAGUUUUUCAUGGGGAAGGAAAAGCACAGCCCAGCUGAUGCGGUCACUCCCCAAAUGUUGGCCUAGAACAUCCAGGUUCGGAGUCCUGCUUGCAUUAUUCUGUUUUCCUAGAAGGUGUUGCCCAAUGAAUUAAAUGUUACGAAAUGAG